Juglans regia (Persian walnut) is the source of this 2051-nucleotide messenger RNA. Its product is annotated as tubby-like F-box protein 8. Gene Ontology annotation, molecular function: protein binding. NCBI's taxonomy places the organism in Eukaryota, Viridiplantae, Streptophyta, Magnoliopsida, Fagales, Juglandaceae. Bases 482 to 1759 code for a protein of 425 amino acids. The record is from RefSeq and is a predicted model, not a curated record. The transcript is spliced from 6 exons.
UGGCUGCUGCUUCUUUUCUUCUUUUCUUUUCAAUCUGCGAGUCGUGAACUAAAUUUAAAGUGUGCUUGGAGUCCGGAUGAGAGAGAGAGAGACCUAAAAAGGCCGAGUCUUUGGAAAGAAAAGAGGGAGUGUUACGUUUAUUGACCUGCAACUUUUUCUGAUAUUAAAUCCAGAAGCUUAGAAAGAAGUAAUAUCUAUGUAUCAUCCGGGAGGAAAAAAGUUUUUUUUAGAUUUUUUUCUCUCUUUUUAAGAGUCUUGGUCAUUUUAAAGAUGCUUACUUCUUCGAGGACCGAGAUCUUUCAUGGCUUGUGAUUAAGUUAGGGAGCAAUAGGUCUUACCUACCUGGGUGCCUGUGAUUCCUCAACAGGAACUGAUCCUUUUUUUUUUCCCGGGGGGGGCAGCUACAUGACAAGGGGAAUAUAAGUUAGCGGAAAGUUUCUUGAGAGAUUUUAUUUUACUGGUAGUGUGAUUCACCAGUAGAAUGUCAUUCCGUAGUAUAGUUCGUGAUGUGAGGGAUGGCUUUGGGAGCUUAUCUAGACGUGGUUUUGAAGUCAGGCUCACUGGCCAUCACAGAGGCAAAUCGCAUGGUUCAUUACAUGCUUUAAACGAUCAUCCUAUCAUAAUUCAGAACAGCCGUUGGGCUAGCUUACCCCCUGAACUACUCUAUGAUGUAAUUAGGAGGUUGGAAGAGAGUGAGAGUACGUGGCCUGCUCGUAAGCACGUUGUUGCAUGUGCAGCAGUUUGCCGUUCUUGGAGGGUUAUGUGCAAAGAAAUUGUUAAGAGUCCUGAGUUAUCCGGGAAACUUACCUUCCCUGUGUCCCUGAAGCAGCCAGGACCGCGUGAUGGAAAUAUUCAGUGUUUCAUAAAAAGGGAUAAAUCCAACUUAACAUACCGCCUUUUUCUGUGUCUUAGCCCGGCUUUGCUGGUUGAAAAUGGAAAAUUCCUCCUUUCGGCAAAGAGGACUCGAAGAACCACGUACACAGAAUAUGUCAUCUCCAUGGAUGCAGAUAACGUUUCAAGAUCAAGUAGCACUUAUAUUGGGAAAUUGAGAUCAAACUUCCUUGGCACUAAGUUCAUAAUAUUUGAUACACAGCCUCCGUACAGUUCCGCCUACAUCCCCCCUCCAGGGCGGAGUAGCCGUAGGUUCUAUUCCAAAAAAGUCUCCCCGAAGGUUCCAACGGGCAGCUACAACAUUGCCCAGGUAACAUACGAACUAAAUGUGUUAGGCACUCGUGGCCCACGGAAGAUGCAUUGCAUCAUGCAUUCAAUCCCGGCCUCAGCAAUUGAUGCAGGUGGCACUGUCCCAGGCCAGUCGGAGUUGCAUCCUCACUCUCUCGAGGAUUCCUUCCGGAGCAUCUCCUUAUCAAAGUUUCUUGAUCACUCUGUUGAUUUCAGCAGCUCAAGAUUUUCUGAAAUCGGUGGGGCCCCUGAUGAUGAUGAGGAUGGCAAGCUCAGGCCCUUGGUUUUGAAAAACAAGUCCCCUAGAUGGCAUGAACAAUUACAGUGUUGGUGCUUGAACUUCCGUGGACGGGUAACUGUUGCCUCUGUUAAAAACUUCCAGUUGAUUGCUGCUACACAGCCUGCUGCUGGUGCUCCAACACCAUCUCAGCCAGCCCCACCAGAGCAUGAUAAGAUAAUUCUGCAGUUUGGUAAAGUUGGUAAAGACAUGUUCACCAUGGAUUAUCGCUAUCCUCUAUCUGCAUUUCAGGCUUUUGCAAUUUGCUUGAGUAGCUUUGACACGAAAUUGGCGUGUGAAUAGAAAAAAGCAUAAACUGAAGGCUGGUAAAAAAGCAGAACACUAUAAUGACAAUCUUUUUUCUCAUUUUUUUUCUUUUGUCCUUUACUUUUAUUUUUCCUUCUAUGGAUUCCUUCUAGUGUCAGUAGGAUAGGAUAUUGUUGUUGUUGAUGCUAUUCUGUUGUUGUAAAACUCAUUUGUAAUUGUGGUGCUGGCCUGAUAUUUGAGCCUACAGCACUGUAAAUUAAAGUCUUUGUACCUUUAUUUGUUUCAGCUCCAGCCAGUUAAGAAAUGUUGAGUCUCUAUUUGUAUCUUA